AUGGUAUUACCACACGAACCAGAAUUUCAUCAAGCACACAACGAGUUGUUAUCAGCUUUGGAAGACUCCACCUUAUUCAAGGAAGAACCAAAGUACAAGAAAAUAAUUCCUGUUGUAUCUGUCCCAGAAAGAGCAAUUCAGUUCAGAGUAGCAUGGGAAAACGACAAAGGUGAACUUGAAGUUAAUAAUGGUUACAGAGUUCAAUUUAACAGUGCUUUGGGACCUUACAAGGGUGGCUUGAGAUUUCAUCCUUCUGUGAAUUUGUCCAUCUUGAAAUUUUUAGGAUUUGAACAAAUUUUCAAGAAUGCCUUAACAGGGUUAUCAAUGGGUGGUGGUAAAGGUGGAAGCGACUUCAACCCAAAGGGUAGAUCUGAUGCAGAAAUUAGAAGAUUUUGUGUCGCUUUCAUGAGACAAUUAGCUAGAUACAUAGGCCAGGAUACUGAUGUCCCUGCCGGUGAUAUUGGUGUUGGUGGUAGAGAAGUUGGGUUCAUGUUCGGUGCUUACAAGCAAAUGCAAAAUAACUGGUCUGGUAUUUUGACUGGAAAGGGAUUGACUUGGGGUGGAUCAUUAAUUCGUCCUGAAGCCACUGGUUAUGGAGUUGUCUAUUAUGUCGAGAAGAUGAUUGAAAAAGCUACCAAUGGUAAGGAAACAUUCAAGGGUAAGAGAGUUGCUAUUUCAGGUUCUGGUAAUGUUGCUCAAUACGCUGCAUUAAAGGUUAUUGAAUUGGGCGGAAUUGUGGUUUCCUUGUCUGAUUCCACCGGUGCCAUCAUUUCCAAGAACGGUAUCACCGAGGAACAAAUUCAAGCUAUUGCCAAGGCUAAGUUGAACUUCAAGACUUUGGAACACAUCGUCAAGGAUUCCGCAAAGGCAUUCUCCGGUGAGAAUAGUGUUGAAUACUUAGCUGGUGUCCGCCCAUGGGCCAAGGUUGGUCAAGUUGAUGUUGCAUUACCAUCAGCAACCCAGAAUGAGGUUUCUGGUGAAGAAGCUAAAGCUUUAGUGGAAGCAGGAUGCAAAUACAUUGCUGAAGGUUCUAAUAUGGGUUCCACCAAAGAAGCCAUCGAAGUUUUCGAGGCUAGCAGACCAAAUGGUAUUUGGUAUGCACCCGGUAAAGCUGCUAACUGUGGUGGUGUUGCCGUCUCUGGUUUAGAAAUGGCCCAAAACUCCCAGAGAGUUACAUGGACUGCUGAAGAAGUUGAUUCUAAAUUGAAAAAUAUUAUGUACACAUGUUUCGAUAACUGUUACGAAACUGCACAAAAAUAUGCUGCUGAGAAGAAUGCUAGUGGUUUACCAUCCUUGUUAAAGGGUGCUAACAUCGCUGGUUUCAUAAAGGUUGCUGAUGCUAUGUUUGACCAAGGUGAUGUCUUCUAA
This is a messenger RNA of Priceomyces carsonii, 1368 nucleotides long. RefSeq names its product glutamate dehydrogenase (NADP(+)) (gene GDH3). Gene Ontology annotation, cellular component: cytosol. Lineage: Eukaryota; Fungi; Ascomycota; Pichiomycetes; Serinales; Debaryomycetaceae. Gene Ontology annotation, molecular function: L-glutamate dehydrogenase (NADP+) activity. The transcript has a single exon. The record is from RefSeq and is a predicted model, not a curated record. Bases 1 to 1368 code for a protein of 455 amino acids.